AUGCCAUUCCGCAUACCGCGCAGCGUAUGGAAAGCGAUAACAUGGGCACCUGUCCCGUUUAUAUUUGUGCAGCAUUGCAUGACAGUCAAGCAAAUUUCGGGGAGGAGUAUGCAGCCUACGCUGAAUCCUGAACCUUGCAUCUGGAAAGAUAUUGUGCUAUUUAAUCGGUUCUCUGUUCAUGCUGCGCAUGAUGUGAGACGGGGAGAUGUUGUUUCUCUUCGAUCACCUGUUAAACCAAACGAGACUGUUGUCAAACGGGUUGUGGCUCUUCCCGGAGAUACAGUGCAAACGCUUCCACCAUAUCCUCAGAAGGAAGUGAAGAUACCAGAAGGAUACUGCUGGGUAGAAGGGGACGAACCUUUUUGGACGCUUGACAGUAACACAUGGGGACCUGUCCCACAAGCCCUAAUUGAUGCGAAGCUCGUCUACAUUUUAUGGCCUCUUAAUCGAUUCGGGAGUCUCAAGCCUCGAGCUUUACGAGAUACGAGGACCCCACGUAAUGCAAACGGGAGUGACCCUGCAUGGAAAAGGCAGAUAGCAUCGAUCGAACGUGAUAAAUGGGCACACGAGCCUACGAAUGGAAAGACUUGAGUUUAGUUGGUUGGUAUGACGAGAAGGGAGUUUUGGGUUGUGUUUAGUGCAAUAAACCCUUUCUCCAACUGGGUCUAACAUUUGCAUUUUUGUCAUUUACUUCAUGGGUUCUCCUCUAGGUUUAGGUCACUGUUCACUUUAGUCGAGCUAGAAUGGAGGGUGAAACUUGUCGUCAGGAUACAGGCCAACCAUGAUGCGGGGUAAACGCCGAUCACGAUGAAGAUAGAUCAAAACUGCACGUUUUCGCGAUACCCUCUCGUUCUCCCUGACCAAUCC
This is a messenger RNA of Fomitiporia mediterranea MF3/22, 867 nucleotides long. Its product is annotated as LexA/Signal peptidase. Lineage: Eukaryota; Fungi; Basidiomycota; Agaricomycetes; Hymenochaetales; Hymenochaetaceae. Gene Ontology annotation, cellular component: mitochondrial inner membrane peptidase complex; membrane. Gene Ontology annotation, molecular function: serine-type endopeptidase activity. Bases 1 to 591 code for a protein of 196 amino acids. The record is from RefSeq and is a predicted model, not a curated record. Gene Ontology annotation, biological process: mitochondrial respiratory chain complex assembly. The transcript has 6 exons.